Molecule: messenger RNA, 1503 nt
Organism: Penicillium robsamsonii
Lineage: Eukaryota; Fungi; Ascomycota; Eurotiomycetes; Eurotiales; Aspergillaceae
Product: bifunctional nucleoside/nucleotide kinase/histidine phosphatase family protein
Exons: 2
Coding region: 1-1503 (500 amino acids)
Biological process (GO): fructose metabolic process; fructose 2,6-bisphosphate metabolic process
Cellular component (GO): cytosol
Molecular function (GO): ATP binding; 6-phosphofructo-2-kinase activity
Source: RefSeq, a predicted model, not a curated record
AUGGACACAAAAAUGACCACGGAGAGAAAAGGACCUGCUACUCUCGAUAUCCCCGGGCUGACUCGCUCAUCAAUUUCCCCGGAUGGUUAUAUUGCCUCGCAAGAUAUUGGCGCAAAGCUGGUUAUUGUUAUGGUUGGACUUCCCGCAAGAGGAAAGAGCUACAUCGUAAAGAAAUUGGCCCGCUAUCUGAAUUGGUUACAACAUGAAACCCGUAUCUUCAAUGUUGGAGAUCGACGAAGGACUUUGACCGCUGAAACCAAUCCCCUAAUAGUGCCGCCAUCUUCAUCGUCGUCAACAUCGCCAGCCGCUUUCUUUGAUCCCACCAGCCCCGAUUUAGUGAACCUUCGAGACCAAAUAGCUUUAGCUACUCUAGAUUCGCUACUUGACUGGCUCAUUUACCGCGGCGGCACCAUUGGUAUCCUCGAUGCAACCAACAUCUCUCAACGGAGGCGCCAGCUUGUCCUCACCCACAUCAGACAAAGACCAGGCCCAGAGCCAAGUAUUCUCUUCCUUGAAAGCUGCUGCUUCGACCAAGACCUCCUUAGAAAGAACUUUCUCCUCAAACUAUCCGGUCCAGACUACAAGCAUCGAAACCCGGAAAAGGCACUUGCUGACUUCUGUCAGAGGGUGUCCAAUUACGAGAAAUUGUACGUUCCUCUAGGCAUUGCUGAAGAGGAACAGGGGAUACCUUACGUCCAAAUGAUUGAUGUCGGGCGCAAAAUGAACACUCACAUGAUUCGAGGCUAUUUGGCAACGCACGUGGUUGAGUACCUUUUGAAUUUCAACCUAUCCGAGCGACAGAUAUGGAUAUCAUGCAAUGGGGAAAGCUUGGAUGAUGCGGCAGGGAAAAUUGGACGUACUUCCUGUCUCACUGGUAAAGGAAGACAGUAUGCAAGGGCGUUGUCAGAGUUCAUAGAGGAACAGCGAGACAAAUGGAGUGCAAAGCACUUACCUCAGGCACCCUUAUCCAACACGAAUAACGGCAUGCUUAACCUCCCCAAUUUCCGCAUAUGGACAUCCAUGAUGCCGCAGGCAAUCGAAACCGCGCUUCCUUUCCCGGAUGAUGUGUACGAAAAAAAGGAAAUGAAGAUGCUGGACGACCUCAAUGUGGGCAACAUGGCAGGUCUCACAUUUGAGGAAAUUCGAGCGUUACAUCCGACUGUUUUCGCCUCUCAAAGUCAGAACAAGCUUCUUCAUCGUUGGCCGGGCGUUGGGGGUGAAGGCUAUUUUGAUGUGAUUAAUCGGCUUCGCCCAGUCAUUAUCGAACUCGAACGAAUGACAGAUCAUUUGCUGCUUGUUACCCACAGAGCGAUUGUGCGAGUACUCCUGGCAUACUUUCUAGGUUUACAACGCGAUGAAUUGGCAAAACUGGAUGUGGCAAAGAAUUCUGUGGUUUGUCUGGAACCGGCGGCAUACGGGGUUUCAGCGCGCAGCUUUUGCUACUGCCACGAAGCGGAUACUUUUCUGCCGGUUCAUUCAUACAGCAGGAACUCUCAAAAUUGA